AUGCCAUCAUUUGUGCUAGGUCUGAAUGUGCAGUCUGCAGUGCAGGCUGUGGAGAUACCACUGCCACUUGCGCCUCAAGGUACUUUGGGGACUUGUCGGUGUGAUGAUGGGAGGAAGCUGAAGCAGAAGGCAAGGAGAAGAAGGCAAGGAGAAGAAGGCAAGGAGAAGAAGGCAAGGAGAAGAAGGCAAGGAGAAGAAGGCAAGGAGAAGAAGGCAAGGAGAAGAAGGCAAGGAGAAGAAGGCAAGGAGAAGAAGGCAAGGAGAAGAAGGCAAGGAGAAGAAGGCAAGGAGAAGAAGGCAAGGAGAAGAAGGCAAGGAGAAGAAGGCAAGGAGAAGAAGGCAAGGAGAAGAAGGCAAGGAGAAGAAGGCAAGGAGAAGAAGGCAAGGAGAAGAAGGCAAGGAGAAGAAGGCAAGGAGAAGAAGGCAAGGAGAAGAAGGCAAGGAGAAGAAGGCAAGGAGAAGAAGGCAAGGAGAAGAAGGCAAGGAGAAGAAGGCAAGGAGAAGAAGGCAAGGAGAAGAAGGCAAGGAGAAGAAGGCAAGGAGAAGAAGGCAAGGAGAAGAAGGCAAGGAGAAGAAGGCAAGGAGAAGAAGGCAAGGAGAAGAAGGCAAGGAGAAGAAGGCAAGGAGAAGAAGGCAAGGAGAAGAAGGCAAGGAGAAGAAGGCAAGGAGAAGAAGGCAAGGAGAAGAAGGCAAGGAGAAGAAGGCAAGGAGAAGAAGGCAAGGAGAAGAAGGCAAGGAGAAGAAGGCAAGGAGAAGAAGGCAAGGAGAAGAAGGCAAGGAGAAGAAGGCAAGGAGAAGAAGGCAAGGAGAAGAAGGCAAGGAGAAGAAGGCAAGGAGAAGAAGGCAAGGAGAAGAAGGCAAGGAGAAGAAGGCAAGGAGAAGAAGGCAAGGAGAAGAAGGCAAGGAGAAGAAGGCAAGGAGAAGAAGGCAAGGAGAAGAAGGCAAGGGAAAGAGUAA
Messenger RNA from Schistocerca serialis cubense, 957 nucleotides. RefSeq lists its product as uncharacterized. The transcript has 2 exons. NCBI's taxonomy places the organism in Eukaryota, Metazoa, Arthropoda, Insecta, Orthoptera, Acrididae. The record is from RefSeq and is a predicted model, not a curated record. Bases 1 to 957 code for a protein of 318 amino acids.